AUGAUAAAACUUCCCAAUAAAAAGGCCUCUUUACCGAUCAGAAAACUUCUGAUGUUCGGCAUUCAGAACGAGGUUGUCUGCAACGGCAAGGAAGCCGUGGACGUGCACUCUUCCGGCAAAAACUACGACCUCAUCCUCAUGGACAUGGACAUGCCCGUCAUGAACGGCAUCCAGGCGACGAGGAGGCUAAGGGAGAUGGGGAUAGAGAGCGUGAUAGCGGGAGUGUCGACGAGGACGAAGGAAGGAGAGAAGAAAGAGUUCAUGGAGGCAGGGCUUGAUGAUUUCCAAGAGAAGCCUCUCACCAUUUCUAAGCUUCUUUCCAUCCUCCAUAAACUCCAUCCUUCCUCCAAAUCUCAUCUUUUGUUUAUAUGA
Messenger RNA from Tarenaya hassleriana, 372 nucleotides. RefSeq names its product two-component response regulator ARR22. Gene Ontology annotation, biological process: phosphorelay signal transduction system. The coding region runs from base 1 to 372 and encodes 123 amino acids. Lineage: Eukaryota; Viridiplantae; Streptophyta; Magnoliopsida; Brassicales; Cleomaceae. The record is from RefSeq and is a predicted model, not a curated record. The transcript has 2 exons.